Messenger RNA from Opisthorchis viverrini, 222 nucleotides. RefSeq lists its product as hypothetical. The annotation marks the transcript as partial. NCBI's taxonomy places the organism in Eukaryota, Metazoa, Platyhelminthes, Trematoda, Opisthorchiida, Opisthorchiidae. The record is from RefSeq and is a predicted model, not a curated record. The transcript has 3 exons.
AUGAGACGAAAAACGACAGCAAAGAGUCCAGAAGAUUGUCUUUUAAUUUUGGCGGCCAAACAAGAGUUGCCAGCAACUCCUGCGGCUUGUGAAAAGUCGGAUUACGCAAUGGUGUGUAUUCAUUCGAAAGAAAGUAAGACACUGGGCCAUUCUUCGAACACCAGGUGUGGAGUAAAAAUAGAUGAUGAUUACGAUGAUAAUGCGGCUGUAUGUGCUGCACCA